Xyrauchen texanus (razorback sucker) is the source of this 1671-nucleotide messenger RNA. RefSeq names its product G patch domain containing 3 (gene gpatch3). The record is from RefSeq and is a predicted model, not a curated record. Lineage: Eukaryota; Metazoa; Chordata; Actinopteri; Cypriniformes; Catostomidae. Gene Ontology annotation, molecular function: nucleic acid binding. The transcript has 7 exons. Gene Ontology annotation, biological process: negative regulation of RIG-I signaling pathway; negative regulation of type I interferon production; positive regulation of DNA-templated transcription. Bases 4 to 1518 code for a protein of 504 amino acids.
AGUAUGGCGGCGAUGGACGGUGCGACGUAUUUGGUUAUAAACAACAUUCCGGUCCGGCUCCGAUCCGCGGACUUGCGGAAUUAUUUCAGUCAGUUUAUAGAGAGUAAGGGUUUUAUUUGUUUCCACUACCGCCACCGGCCGGAGGUUCGAGUUCAGACGGCAGCACAAGGGCCAGAUGCAGCUGGUACCAGUGAGCGGACAGACGGUUCUGAUGGUUCUAAAGGGAAACCCGCGGGUUCGUGUUGUUGUGUGGUGUCCGUUCGUUCAAAUGAAUCAGACAGAUUCUUGAAGAUGUAUUCUGGUAAUCAGUGGAUCGAUUCAACAGGAAACUGGCUGGCGAGAAAAUGUUUGAUCCGGAGAGUAAAAGUAUCGGGGCAGGAAGAUCACAAUUCAUUCCCUUACAAGACAAAGGCUGAACUGCGACGACACAUCGGCCAAUCAGAGACCUUUACCAUGUCUGACCUGAAGGGCCUGUCAGAGCUCAAUCCACCCAGCCUCAUGCCAGCGGGGAACGUGGGCACGCCUGUGACAGUUUUCCUGGAGCUCAUCCAAUCCUGCCGCCUCCCGCCACGCCUCAUACGAAAGCUAGGACUCACCUUUCCCAAGACGGGUUCGCAUCGGCGAUAUGGCAACGUGCCUUACCAGUAUCGUAGCACAGCUGUCAUUGCCCCAAGUGAGGAAAGUGUUUUUACAGCGGGGGGCGUGGAGAUCUCAGGGCCCGGCAGUGUGGCCCCGCCCACAACCACACAAACAGUAGAAGAGGACCAAUGCCACUCUCCUCCGCCUGUCAAUCAAGAGUCACAGGAAGCAGACCUGUCCGGCCCUGAUGAUGACGAUGACCGCUGUGAAGAGUGGGAGCGACACGAGGCCUUCUAUGAUGAUGUCACCAGUCAGGAGCGCUCUAAAGAGAGACUGUUCGAGGAGAAGAUUGAGCUCAAGUGGGAGAAAGGAGGAUCUGGACUCGUCUUCUACACAGACGCUCAGUUCUGGCAGGAAGAAGAAGGAGAUUUCGACGAACAAACGGCAGACGAUUGGGACGUGGAUAUGAGCGUCUAUUACGACAAAGAUGGUGGCGACAUGGACGCCAGAGACUAUGUCCUUAUGCGUUCUGAAAAGAGACUUCGUGAGGGUCUGGAGGGGCUGCCUGGACGUCAACAGAAGAUCGGAAGCUUCGAGAGGUUCACAAAGGGAGUAGGCAGGCGUGUGAUGGAGAAACAGGGCUGGAGGGAUGGUAAGGGUCUCGGGAACAGUCAGGUGGGAAUGUCGGAUGCUUUAGAGAGUGAAGGACAGCAUCCACACUGUAAGAGAGGCUUCGGGUACCAUGGAGAGAAGCUCAGCUCAUUUCUUCCACUUAAAAAACCUAGAAAGGAAUUUCACAUAUCAACAAUUUAUGAUAAACCCAAAGACAUCGAUAAAGGUGAUGAGCUGCUGCGGCGGCAACCCAACACCAGCAUUAAGUACAGAGACUGGCAUCCAGCGGGCAGCGCCUACUCAACCAGCCGACCUCUGCCACCGUGAUUCAUGACUGUUUUCUAGUGAUAUUCACAAACACUGAAUUAAGACUUUAUUUAUUGUUAUACAAAAAACUGAAAAAUGAAAAAAUUGUAUUUUUCUUAGUAUGUUUUUACACAAAUAUGUAAAUAGAUUUUCUGUGAGUUAUGUAUUAAAAGU